AUGGUGGACACGAGCCUCUUCGCGUCGGCCCUGGGACGCGGGUCGAGGAUGCACAUCGACUCAUUGAGCGGCACGCCGCAGACGCAGGCCCCUCGCCGGCCGACAGUUCACCCGCAACGGGCAUGUCUGAGCUGCAAAGGCUCUUCGCGGAGGAGCACGCCGCCCAGGCAAAUAAAGAAGCACAGCAACCGCCUGCGGCGCCGGUACCAGCUCAAGCACAAGCCACGCCUGUGCAGAAUCAGGGCUGGGCGUUCCGAUACCCGGACGCCCGUCAAAAGAAGCUUGCGAUCCGCCCGUUCGACGGCAAGGAGCUGUACGUCGGGCUGGGCUCCGGCUUCCUGGACUGGGGCACAAGAUUCGAGCGGCAGACCUUCUCGGCCACUACCUUUGCCCACAUUGCAGUACGUCAUGGAACGGAUGUUGGACGCAGAUCGUGGCCCGAGCACUACAUGUACCUCGUGGCCAUCUCCGAGACCACGGGGGGCGGCGCCGACUACUUGGUGCUGA
This is a messenger RNA of Phytophthora infestans T30-4, 507 nucleotides long. RefSeq lists its product as uncharacterized. The coding region runs from base 1 to 507 and encodes 168 amino acids. The transcript is spliced from 5 exons. NCBI's taxonomy places the organism in Eukaryota, Oomycota, Peronosporomycetes, Peronosporales, Peronosporaceae. The record is from RefSeq and is a predicted model, not a curated record.